Messenger RNA from Paramecium sonneborni, 235 nucleotides. NCBI's taxonomy places the organism in Eukaryota, Ciliophora, Oligohymenophorea, Peniculida, Parameciidae. The record is from the annotation of a GenBank genome assembly.
AUGUAUUUACCUACAUUUUAUAAACUUGGAUAUGAGGCUUGGACUGCAAAAAGUAAGAGAUUCUUAGGAAUAUUUCCUGCAGUAGGAUGUUGGGGUAAAAUAAAUAAUUUAUUCUUCUAGCUGUUUGGGCUCUCUAUCCAAAUUUGUAUAAUACAAUCUAUACUGAUUUUAUCCCACCUCCUAAAGGUUUUUAGUAUUUUUUAAUUUAGGUGUCUAAAGAAGAGUACAAGAAUGA